GUGUUGCUAUUUAAAGAAUCUACCGUACAAUGAUACUCGAUAGGCCUUGUUAAAAAUAAAAUAUUCCGCGUAUGCGCAUAAAAUAAUGCGUCUUAAAUUAUAAAUCGGUAGAUUUAAUUUAGCAAGGGUUAUUUUGAGUAUUACGUUUUGGCCUUCAUGAAGUAGUCAGUAUAUAUUGAGUGAGAAAUUUUUCAGAAACACACAGUUCGUAAACUCACAGUUGCAAGUGGUCCGCAGUACAACAAAAUGCAUUGUUACAUAUUGUUUGCUUUGAUCGCGGUCGCGGCGGCGUCUUCCGACGUCAUCUAUGAUGGACCCUGUCCGUCAAUCAGACCUCAACAGAACUUCGAUUUUGCAUCUUACCAAGGAACAUGGUACGAAUUAGCGCGUUACCCCAACGCGGGAGAAGAGGGUACCAAGGGAAAGUGCACGAUUGCUGAAUAUUUUGUUCACGGUUACGACGCUGGAAGGGUAAAGAACAGUCACGUUAUCGACGGCGUGCGAUCAUUCAUUGAAGGUGAUUUGACGCUCGUGGGACCUGCGCGUAUCAGGCUGACUUAUACCUUUGAUGGGCUAUCGAAGUAUUCCUACCUUACUGUUUUGGACACCGACUACACAAACUACGCUAUCGGUUACAGCUGCAAAUAUUUCCCCGACGGCAACAACCAUCAAGUAUUCUCAUGGAUUAAGUCAAGAAGCCCAACUAUGGAUGAACACUCAAGGGCUAUUGUCGAUGACUAUCUGAGGAAAUCAACAAUCCUUGACGCGAAUAAAUAUGUCGCCAACGACUUUUCAACAGCCGCUUGCCAAACGUAUAUCUUUAGGUCAAUCACUGAAUUCCUUAAAGAUAAUUAAAAUAUUUAAUAUUACCUUAGAAGGAGAAUUCUAAAGUUACUCCUAAAGUGAAAUUUUCAUAUGAAAAACACUAAACGUUAAAUAUUAAUAAAUUGUAAAUUAAUA
Molecule: messenger RNA, 960 nt
Organism: Papilio polytes (common Mormon)
Lineage: Eukaryota; Metazoa; Arthropoda; Insecta; Lepidoptera; Papilionidae
Product: bilin-binding protein-like
Exons: 4
Coding region: 247-855 (202 amino acids)
Molecular function (GO): pigment binding
Source: RefSeq, a predicted model, not a curated record